Molecule: messenger RNA, 867 nt
Organism: Acanthosepion pharaonis
Lineage: Eukaryota; Metazoa; Mollusca; Cephalopoda; Sepiida; Sepiidae
Source: the annotation of a GenBank genome assembly
AUGCAGUUUGAUCUUAGAAGGUUAGAUAUUUAUCGGAAGAUUCCCAAAGAUCUCACUCAACCCACCUACACCGGUGCAGUCAUCUCCAUCAGUAGUACUAUUUUCAUCAUAUUCCUCUUCAUCUCUGAAUUGUCCUCCUUCCUCACUACAGAUGUUAUAAGUGAAUUAACUGUGGAUGACCCAGUUAGCAAGAAAGAUGACAUUCCAGUAUUUAUCAAUAUUUCUCUGCCCAGAAUCAAGUGCGAAUUUAUUGGCUUAGAUAUUCAGGAUGACAUGGGACGACAUGAUGUUGGAUAUGUGGAAAAUGCUAAAGUGGAAAUUAACAAUGGUAAAGGCUGCCUCUAUACAUCAAGUUUUGAUAUCAAGAAGGUACCAGGAAACUUUCACGUGUCCACGCAUGCUGCUGAUAAUCAGCCAGACGUAAUAGACAUGGCUCACAUAAUUCACAAAAUUCGAUUUGGAGUUGAACGAAAUGAUACCUCGAACAUAAAAGGAUCAUUUAAUCCAUUAGAGAAUGUUGAUAGGAUGAAUGCUGACUCCUCUGCAACAUAUGACUAUGUUUUGCGUAUUGUCCCCACUGUCUAUGAAAACUUAAAUAAACAGAUUUCUUAUCCUUUCCAAUACACAUACUCCUCUCGGACAAUUCUUCACAGCCAUGGUGGAAUGUCAAUGCCAACAAUCUGGUUCCGAUAUGACCUUAGUCCCAUUACGGUUCGAUACCAUGAGAAACGAAAACCAGUUUAUUCCUUCCUCACCACUGUGUGUGCCAUUAUUGGAGGGACUUUCACAGUUGCAAGCAUCAUUGACUCCUGCAUUUUUACCGCUUCUGAACUUUUCAAGAAAGCAGAGUUAGGCAAACUGACCUGA